AUGAACGCAAAGGAGAUCUACGAUGCCGUCACGCAGCGCUAUAGUUCUCUCGGAACGAAUCCCCUGGGGGCCGGAUACGGCAGGUCUGUCGCGCAAGCCUUUGGGUACACAAAGGAAGACCUCGACAGCAUCCCCACGGAGUCGAACCUCGGCCUGAGCUGUGGUAACCCACUGGCGAUUGCUAGCUUGCGAGAGGGGGAGAUUGUUAUCGAUUUGGGAUCCGGAGCUGGCUUCGAUGUCUUUCUCGCUGCCAGGGCGAUUGGUCCGACUGGCCGUGCGGUCGGGGUAGACAUGAACAAGGCACGUUGUCAGAACAUUGUUGACGUGUACCAGGCGAGACUACUGACCCUAUCUCAGGAUAUGCUUGAACUAGCAGACAAGAACAAAAACAAGUCUGGAGCCAACAACGUAGACUUUAUCGAAGCCCGGAUCACAGACAUCCCGCUCGAUGAUGGCGUGGCAGACGUCAUCAUGUCCAACUGCGUCGUCAAUCUCGUUCCCGAAGAUGAGAAACAGCUCGUGUUUAACGAGAUGUUCCGCCUGCUGAAACCGGGCGGCCGAGUUGCUCUGUCCGACAUCUUAGCAAGAAAGCCACUGCCUGAGGGUUUACAGAAGUCUGUGGCCGCAUAUGUGGGCUGCAUUGCUGGUGCCAGCCUUGUCGCGCAGUACGAAGAGUAUCUAGGAAAGGCCGGAUUCUCUGAUGUCCUCAUCAAAGAUGCCCAGAAUGAUCUGAACGUCUACAUUGACGCCCUGCCGGAUGACUCGAAAGGUGAUACUGCCGAAAUCCAGACGGCGGACGCCGAUCUUGCAAAACUCGCUGCCGACCUGCAAGGUGUGGACCUGAAUGAAUGGGUUGGCUCUUUUAAGAUCUUUGCUGUAAAGAAUUGA
Molecule: messenger RNA, 888 nt
Organism: Thyridium curvatum
Lineage: Eukaryota; Fungi; Ascomycota; Sordariomycetes; Thyridiales; Thyridiaceae
Exons: 5
Coding region: 1-888 (295 amino acids)
Molecular function (GO): methyltransferase activity
Source: RefSeq, a predicted model, not a curated record